AUGCCCUCGACCGUGUUCAGCAAAGAGACCGCUGCCUAUCUCGCGAACUUUGUGGUCUCUGCAGAUGAGUACGAGUUUCUUCUGCGACUGCUCGCAAAGCCCGAGCGCGCUGCUGAAGAACGGCAUCCGUCGCAGCUGCAGAAGCCCUCGAAACUGCGGCCGGUCGCUGUUGCAAAGUCGCGGCUCGGGAACUUGCUCUCGGCGGACGAGAUUCGACUGCAGGCCACUGAGCUCAACGAGUUUUCUCUUCUCGUCUGGCGGACUUCUUCACGACUCUACUCUGCCACCUAUCUUCUCGCCUUUGCCGGCCGUUAUAUUGCUUAUCUGAGAGCAAAGGGGACUCUUCCCAGACCGCGGUUGCUGGAUCGCACGCGGAUCAAAGCAUCCCUCUCUCUAGCUCUGCUCCUAUCUCUCUACCGCCUCAUCUACCGAGUGACUUCCUCUCUGCAUGCGGGGGUGUUUAGCAGCCAGGCGCGCAAGUUUCGUCGAAAGCAUCGGCAGAUCACUAAAAUCCUGCGAUCACAGUUCUUCCCUGCCUUUACCUCGGCUGCGACGGCUGGUUUGGCUUACGGCCUUCUCCCAAAAGGGCCCCUGCGAUCCUACGGUGCUUUCUAUACAGCGACUUUGGCUGCUGAGUAUGGAUUCAACUAUGUGACUGCUCAGAAACAAUUCGCCUGGUUGGGUCAGCAAGCCAACUCCUGGAUUCUCUUUCCGUUUUCAAUUGCUCAGCUGUUGUAUGCGUAUCACUAUGAUCGGGAUUGCGUCUCCAAGCCUUUCCAAUUGUUCAUGAGCAAGACUGUCGAGAAUUAUAUCCCAGCCAAACCUCUGGCGUAUCCUGAAACUUUACCUUGGCCUAGCCCGGAAGUCGUGGUUAAUAGUUUAAGCCAGGUGACUCUCGAUAAAUAUCCGCCAUUCAACUCACCGAUUCUGUACCCCGACUCGUAUGUUUUGCCCAAGGCCUACAGCUCGAUUGAUCCGAUUGUGUCGCAGGCACACCCUGGCAUCAAAAAUCUGUCAUGUGCUUUGAUGCAUCCGAUGGAACAAUCGUGCAGUGCAAGCUAUGUCAAGAGUCUUUCACGCCAGUAUCUGCAGUUUGCCAGAUAUAUUCUCCCAUUCUUUACAGCCAAGACUCUUCUAUCUGUUCGUCAUGCUGAUAUGAAUCUUACAAAGUUGAAAUUGAUGGAGAUGGCACGAAGUGCGACUAAACUAAACUUGUUUUUGACGAUGGUGUCAUCCACAAUCUGGUCAGGACUGUGCUCGUCGCAAUUCCUGAUCUCGAACAAUGUGCUGCCGACAUCUCGAAUGAAAGUCAUUGGUUUCGUGGCUGGACUUUGGGCUUAUAUCUAUAACUCUGGCGGGAAGCAGCAGUACAUUUCUGUUGCCAGAAUGGCUACUGAAUCGUACUGGAAAUCUCUUGUUAAGCACAACAAGGUGCGCACGAUUCCUAACGGCGACGUUUUGGUAUUUGCCGGCAGUUUUGCAGUGAUAAUGUCUCUGUAUGACCGAUCGAGCGGAUCGGUCGAGAGUGGACUGAUUAAGAAGGUUUUGCAGCUGGUAAGUGGAAUACCGCCUCUGGAGCCCGUGCCGGCUAGCACUCCUUCAACUCCGAAUGUGGAGAAGAAGUCACCGCGAGAUGCUGUGCACUUGUAA
Molecule: messenger RNA, 1650 nt
Organism: Myxozyma melibiosi
Lineage: Eukaryota; Fungi; Ascomycota; Lipomycetes; Lipomycetales; Lipomycetaceae
Exons: 7
Coding region: 1-1650 (549 amino acids)
Source: RefSeq, a predicted model, not a curated record